Chelonoidis abingdonii (Abingdon island giant tortoise) is the source of this 3907-nucleotide messenger RNA. The record is from RefSeq and is a predicted model, not a curated record. NCBI's taxonomy places the organism in Eukaryota, Metazoa, Chordata, Testudines, Testudinidae.
GGCGACAUGCACAGGAGAAGAUGGAGGUUUUGCUAAGAGCUACCGCAAUUCCAAACUUCUGAAGGGUUGUUGCAAACUGCGAGUCAAAGAGCCCUUUGGUGACAGAAUGACAGUAUGGAUGUUGGGGAUAGUCCCUUUCUCCCAGACAGCAUCCUCUAUGAGAUUUUCCUGUACCUGGACCACGUAGAUGUGCUCUCGGUGGGGUUGGUGUGUCGGCAAUGGCAUGCGGUGGCCCGGGAUGAGUUCCUGUGGAAGGAGCUGUUCUAUAGAUACUACAGGGUCUCUCGGGAAGUGCCACGACACCCAGCUGCUGUUUCCUGGUACGAGGACUUCCAGAGGCUCUAUGACACCAUCCCCUGUGUUGAAGUGCAGACCCUGACAGAGCACAAUGACCAGGUCUUACACCUUAGCUUCUCCCACACAGGCUACCUGUUUGCAUCCUGCUCCAAGGACUGCACAGUUAAGAUCUGGAACAACGAGCUGGCCAUUUCCUUGCUCCACAGCUCCAACAUGAGGCUGUACAACUGGAGCUACACCCAGUUCUCUCAGUUCAACUCGGAUGACACCCUCCUCUUGGUGUCAGGGGUCUUUGUGGGGCCUUGUAACUCCUCGUCAGGAGAGAUCGCCGUCAUUAGCCUGGAUAACUUCACGCUCCUCUCCAGGGUGAGGAACAAACCCUAUGAUGUGUUUGGCUGCUGGCUGAAUGAAACCAACUUGAUUUCUGGCAACCUGCACCGAAUUGGACGCAUCACCUCCUGCUCUGUGCUGUGGCUGAACAAUGCCUUCCAGGGGAUAGAGUCUGAGAAUGUGAAUGUAGUGAAGAGACUGUUCAAAAUCCAGAACUUGAACGCCAGCACCAUCCGGACAGUGAUGGUGGCAGACUGCAGCCGCUACGAUGCCCCGGACCUGCUCCUGGACUACAAGGAGCAGCUGGCAGCUGCUGCCGCUCCCUACCAGGUCUUUGAUCUUGGCAGUGACAGUGAGGAAGAGGAGGCGAAGCCCAAGCAGAAAGUGAUGCCAGAGCCAGUGGCGCAGGCAUCGCCAGACGGUGGGAGCGGGACAGCAGAGGACGGGCUGCAGCAGUUCCUGGACGACAUCCUCGAAGGCCGUGUGAUGCCUGUCAUGAGUGAGAGCGAGCUGGAGACGAAGGUGGCAGAGCUGCUUGCCAGGAACAGGACUAAACCGCCUGAGCUGAACCAGUUCCCCACAGAGGCCAGCAACAAGAAGAAAUACUUAAUCUUCACCACAGGAUGCCUCACCUACUCUCCACACCAGAUAGGGAUUAAGCAGAUCUUGCCUCAUCAGAUGACGACUGCUGGACCAGUGCUUGGGGAGAAGAGACGUUCAGAUGAGUUCUUUGAUUCGCUGGAUCAUGUCAUUGACAUCCACGGUCACAUUAUUGGAAUGGGCCUUUCUCCUGAUCACAGGUACCUGUAUGUGAACAGCCGGUCCUGGCCGCGGGACUGUGUGAUCUCUGAUCCCAAGCAGCCACCCCCCAUCGCAGAGGAGAUUGACCUGCAUGUGUUUGAUCUGAAGACCAUGAAGGAGGUGAAGCGAGCUCUCCGCUCGCACCGGGCCUACACUCCCAGCGAUGAAUGCUUCUUCAUCUUCCUUGAUGUCAGCAGGGAUUUCGUAGCCAGUGGGGCAGAGGAUCAUCAUGGCUACAUCUGGGACCGGCACUACAAUAUCUGCCUGGCCAAGCUGCAGCAUGACGACGUGGUCAACUCCGUGGCAUUCAGCCCCAUUGAGCAGGAACUGCUCCUGACGGCCAGUGAUGACACCACCAUCAAAGUGUGGCGCUCCCCCCGCACAGUGCGCAUCCACCAUGCCAGGAAACCGAAGCCCCGCAAGCUGCUCUUCUCCUGGCUCAUGAACCAGCAGAGCUGAACCAAGGCACCUGUUCGUGCUGCUGCCUCACUCCAGCCACACCCUCUAUUGUGCUUUGGACAGUGGGAGCAUUGAUGGAGAGGAGCUGUGGGCACAAGGCCCUGGAAGGAUCCUACCCCAAGAGAGAACCUUGCACUCCCACCAAUGGCUGGCAUCUGACAGAACUGUUACAGUCAGACUGCCCCACUGUCGCUGCAGUCUCUGAGCUGGGUCACUGCAGGGCAAACUCCCCCUCCACAUCACAGGUGCUGCUAGUCGGUCACGCUACUUGCAGCCAAGCUUUGGUCACUGAUCAGCACAGACUGGGGGGGUUUAUUUUCUUUGUGAGCUGGGGGUCUAGCCUCAGAGCUGCUGGCUCAAAGGGGAAUGUCGCAGCACUGCUCUUGUCAUGACAGGGCUGUUUUAUCGUUGUCUGUCUGUCCCAUGCAGGAGUGCUGACAGUGUUACUGGUCACCCUCCUCCCAUCUCCUACAGCCAGGUCUUGAAUGCAGACCGGCGAACAAUGAGACUUUCCAGAGAGGCUCUCGCUCAAAAAGUGCAAAGCAUUAGGGUACCGGUGCUGGCUUGGCAGCUCUAACAGUCUGCUGAUGGCAGCUAGCAACUUUCUGCCCCGCAUUCCACCUCGGGCCUACCAGAGCCCUUUGGACUGCAGCCAGCUCAAGGCAAGCCUCUGUCGCUGCUUUCCAUUAGCUGUGAGCCUGUGGCUUCCACACGGGUAUGUGGAGAGCUGGAGGGUCACACAGGAUGGGCCUUGGUGAGCUGCUAAAUAACAUUAAGAUGCUCCAGUUGCAUUGCUAAUGUGUUGUUUUCCAGGCAAUCCACUGCAGUGGGAACCUCAGCUUUGUGGUCACCCCUUCAAUGAGGGCAGCUUAUGGGCUAGAGUUGGCCAUGAGAAUCUGAGUCCAACUGUCACAGCAUGAGCCACAAACUCAUGGUAUUUGCUCUGCAGGACAUAGCAGGCGGCUACGCCAUCCCAGCUGAUGUCUGAGUUGCUUACUAACUGCCACCUGGAUGAGAACUGUCCAAGUGCUCUUUCACUGUGGGUGAUUUCUCCCUGCAGUGCUACUGGCCUCCCCCAGCGCCUUUAAGUUCUCAUCUAACGAGUCAGUCUUUUCUGUGCUCUGUCAUGCUGCACUCUUGGUCUCACUCAAGGCUCCUGGAGCUGGGUGUGAUGAGGCAGCCUGUGGAAGCCAAGACUGAUCCAGUAGCUGGCCCUGGGUCAAAGCUGAUCCCUGUUUAAGAACUAGUCUUUGUCUUUGAAAGCAUUGGCCCUAGGAUUUUAACUUGGUGUUUGAACUAGGAUCCUAAAUCCAUAGGCCUGGAUUUCUGAGGUGCUGGUAACCUGCAGCUCCCAGUGACUUCAAACUGCAGGUGCUCAGCAGCUUUGAAAAUAGCAGGAUGGAAUUUUUAGGCCUCUGAAUUUGGAAGCAGUGGCUCUAGUCUGUAAAACAGAGGAGCGGCUGGGGAAGAAGAGGGUUGUAUACUUGUUAGUUGUCUGUACGCUCUGCUCAGGCAGAGGCACAAGUCAAAUUAAAUGGUGCUUCUGCUGCUUUCUAUCAGUCCUCUGGGCUGCAGCCUUCUGUGCUGCGUGGCCAUGCAGGGUUUUAAUUCCUCUUAUGGGGGUUGGCAAGAUUCAUAGUGUUGCUACCCUCCCCCAGCAGCACGCUGCAGGGGCUCUACCGCCCAGAGUUCACAUAACGGGUCUGUCUGCCACUAGCAACAGCUUCCACAGAGAGCAGGGACGUUUUGUUUGCAAAUGGUUUGGAAGACAUGGAUGCUUCCUGUGGAGCUGUUUGACCAUUACAGAAACUAAAUUCACUCACCCUGAGUGGGGAUUUUUUAAAUAGCUGUGAGCUUGUGAACCCUUUUCCUGCUCGCUGGCGCUAGGCUUAAAGCACAGUGCCCCAGCCAGCUGUGGCCUGCCUGGGCACAGCCAGGCCCUGAGGGCAGCAAGGAGCUUUCUCUUGUUCAAACAUUCUGCUCCUCGCUACAGCAAUGAAUAAAGGGCCUGCCCUGCUGU